Molecule: messenger RNA, 2492 nt
Organism: Lineus longissimus
Lineage: Eukaryota; Metazoa; Nemertea; Pilidiophora; Heteronemertea; Lineidae
Product: putative UDP-sugar transporter DDB_G0278631
Exons: 4
Coding region: 982-2025 (347 amino acids)
Cellular component (GO): Golgi apparatus
Molecular function (GO): antiporter activity
Source: RefSeq, a predicted model, not a curated record
AGGGAUGUUGGAUGUCCAUCUUCCGAGAUGUUGGAUGUCCCUCCUUCCAAGGAUAUUGGAUGUCCAUCCUUCCAGGGAUGAUGGAUGUCCACCGUCUAGAGAUGGUAUAUGUCCAUCCUUCCAGGAAUGUUGGAUGUCCAUCUGUUGAGGGCUAUUGGAUGUACAUCCGUCGAGGGACGUUGGAGGUCCGCCUGUUGAGGGCCAUUGGAUGUACAUCCGUCGAGGGACGUUGGAGGUCCGCCUGUUGAGGGCCAUUGGAUGUACAUCCGUCGAGGGACGUUGGAGGUCCGCCUGUUGAGGGCCAUUGGAUGUACAUCCGUCGAGGGACGUUGGAGGUCCGCCUGUUGAGGGCCAUUGGAUGUACAUCCGUCGAGGGACGUUGGAGGUCCGCCUGUUGAGGGCUAUUGGAUGUACAUCCGUCGAGGGACGUUGGAGGUCCGCCUGAAGCCACCGAAUUACGCGGGUCAUUCUCGAUGAAACAACCAGCUCUACAUAAUACUGCCAUCACCAGAUCAAUAAUGACACAUGUCUGCUGUUAGCCUAUAUAAUAGGCACAACUAAUGACGGGUCUCUGUGUUAACAAGUCAUAAAAAAACCCACUGUUUGAGGCAUUAGGGACCUUGUCAAACAGGGCUGACUCUCAGUUGUUACUCGAAAUGGAUUCGGACAUGAACAGGCCGUAAACAUUUUGGAUCCAAAAUGAAAGAUUGAACGAAGACGCUGCAUGGCAACGACCAGUAACUCAAGAUGAAAUCGCGCAGAGUCGGUUGUUCCGGAGCCUUUUUCCAGGGGACAUGCUCUGCUGAGUAGUGUGCUCUCUGUCAUGUCUUCGAUAGUCUUCUGAACUGGGACGAAGCCAGUGUUUUGCCACCAGUUUCGCACAUUCUAACGCCAACCAGCGUGGAGCGGGCGUCUGAGGCAGUCCACAGUCGUCUUCGAGGUCUCGCUGCCGCUCUCCUUUACGGUGCUUGUUCGACUUCAAUGGCGUUCGUCAACAAAGCCGUGUUGUCAUCCCUCAACUUCCACUAUCCAUUCCUGAUCAUGAUUGGCCAGAUGAUCUUCACCAUUCUCCUCUUAGAAGUUUUGUCUCUAUUCGACAAGAUAAAACUGCCGAAAUACACCAUAGAACGUGGCCGUAGUUUCCUCUUUCCAUCUCUGUGUUACGCCCUCAACUCGGCGCUGGGACUGUACGCACUCAAUAGUAUGAAUAUCCCCAUGUAUGGCGUGUUGAAGAGAUGCACUCCUCUAGUCAGCCUGGUGCUCGGGUACUUCAUGCUAAAGAAAGGCCCUCCUUCAAAACUUAUCAUUCUAUCCAUUGGCUUUAUGACGACAGGAUGCAUUAUAGCCGGUGCAGGCGACCUGGCGUUCAACACGAUGGCCUACCUGUGUGGCGCAACCAGCAACGUCACUCAAGCUCUCUAUCUAGUCCUGGUCCAGAUGCACUGCGAGAAGAAAUCAACGGUGGAGACACUACAGCUCAACAGCAUCAACACGUUGCCAGUCUUGUUCACGCUCAGUUGGAUUUCUCUUGAACCUUUGAAAGCGAUGGAAUACGAUCGAUUCGGAGAUCCUGUUUUCAUUUUCACGUUUCUUCUCGUGAUAUCUCUUGGCUGUCUGUUGAACUAUUCCAUGUUCCUAUGCACAAGUGUCAACUCUGCUCUCACCACUACGGUCGUCGCGAUGUUGAAAACAGUCGUACAGACAGGAAUCGGCAUAUUCGCUUUCGGAGGAGUUGUUCUCAAUGUAUUGACUGCAUUGGGUAUUCUCACAAACAUUUCGGGAGGAAUUCUUUAUACAUUUUCUAAAUACUUUGAAUACACAGCCAAAUCGAAACAUUUACCAGUGUCAUGUGCGGAUAAAACGCAGACCUUGAACAGUGAGGCCGAAAUGAACGGUCAUGUUGUGUCAGAGAAAAUGGCCAUGCUCUCAAAGGAAAAUGGCGUCAGUGUCAACCACAAUGAUGUCAUCAUCUCUGAUGUUGACAUGCAUUCAGACAGUAGUAAAGUAGGAGCAGGAGAGUCAUGAUAAUUGUAGAUGUGUAAAUCUAGUAUAUCUUGUGUUCCACUGACUCAGAUCUCGAUCGAAGUACUACUGUAGUCCGCCUGAUGUAUUCUAAUACAACGUCUUUAUACGACUCCUGACCAGUUUUACAGUAUGUACGCCAUCAGCAGUUAAUUCGAUUUGGUGGUGUCAAGUUUAACAACAAAACAAAGCUCGUGUCACCCGACAGCCGGCCAAGUCUUUUAGAAUAAUGUAUUCCAAAUUAAUGCUCACUUGCAUUAUAGAUGACACACAUGUCUUGCAAAAGGGAGAGGGAGAGGGAGAGUCAAACUCUGGUGUCUUGGGACUCUUGCAUCAGACGGUUACGCUGGAACCACCGUCGAGUGAUGUUUGUCUUCAUUAAUUUUUGAUGAUAUAAUGAUAACAUAAUAAUUUAUCUGAUUCAGUCUUUUCAGUAAAAUGCUAGCCUAAUAAACGCUCGACAUUAUUCU